Daucus carota subsp. sativus is the source of this 561-nucleotide messenger RNA. RefSeq lists its product as uncharacterized. The coding region runs from base 1 to 561 and encodes 186 amino acids. NCBI's taxonomy places the organism in Eukaryota, Viridiplantae, Streptophyta, Magnoliopsida, Apiales, Apiaceae. The record is from RefSeq and is a predicted model, not a curated record. The transcript has a single exon.
AUGCCGGAGUCUAGUAAUUCCCGUCCCUCAUCCUCCAGUAUUGAUCUUGCUGUUGUUUAUGCAAACUUCUUGAACCAGCAGCCUCAAGCCCCUCAAGAGAUUGCAAGAACUGAUCAUAUAGAAGUCAUGAACCCAUUGCCUAAUAUGUCGAGUCAUCCAGUUUUUGAGUUUUCUUCGAAUCUUGGUAUGGAAUUUUUUGGGGGUGGUCAAGAAAAUUGUAUGGCUCUUUCUGAUUGGUCGUCUUUGGAUACUGAUCACUCGAGAGAUAUGCUAUAUAUAUGUGGGCUUGAACCGGCUGGUCAUGAUCACAAACAACAAAAUAUUUCAGACAUUGAUAGAGAUGAUGAACAAAAUAUUGGUGAUUAUGAGUUGCCACCAUUGCCUGGUGAUGUAGCAGCAUCGACUAAUAAUCUUAAUCAAAUUGCGAAUAGUAUGCAACUGCUAGGGUUUGAGAAGGAAGUCGAUCUCGAUCCGAGUCCGAGAGAUGCAUUUAUAGGGAACGCAAGCAUGUUUGACGGCAUGCCUACUUAUGGAAGAGCUCAUAAUUUCCCAAGGCCUUGA